GAAAUAGUGGGGAACAUGUCGGUUCAGGUUUCGGCAAUUCCAUCUUCUUCUCCGAGCAAAGGAAGAAACGGCGGCAUGGUCGAACGCCGGUGGGCGGAAUAUCAUGAGAGCAUAUGGGGCGAUUACUUCCUCAAAUAUGCUUCUCCCUCCAACUCAACGAAGUUCAACUUCCUUGGAAGAGUGGAGGGCCAAGUUGAGGAAUUGAAAAUAGAGGUGAGGAAGAUGCUGACUGAUGCCGCGGAUAAGCCUUCACAAAUGCUUCACUUGAUUGAUGAAAUUCAACGCUUGGGAAUUGACUACCAUUUCGAGCGAGAAAUAGAUGAGCAAUUGGAACAAAUCCACAAAAGUUACUAUCAACUUGAUCAUGGAGAUUUCAAGGGAGAUGACCUUCACAUGGUUGCUCUUAUGUUUCGACUUCUACGACAACAAGGUUACAAUAUUUCAUCGGAGGUCUUUAACAAAUUCAAGGACAAUGAAAGCAACUUCAAGGAAUCACUCGUCACGGAUGUGCGCGGAUUGCUGAGCUUAUACGAAGCUUGCCAUUUAAGGUGUCAUGGUGAUGCUAUUUUGGAAGAAGCACUUCCUUUUGCUAUAACUUGCCUUGAAUCAAUCGAUGAAAUGAAAGCGAGCACUAGUCUUGCAAAACAAGCGAGUCAUGCCCUAAAGCAGCCACUUCGCAAGGGUUUACCAAGACUUGAGGCAAGACAUUAUAUUUCACUCUACCGAGAAGAGCCUUCCCAUGACGAUGUCUUGCUCGCCUUGGCUAAACUAGAUUUCAACUUACUGCAAGAGCAACACCAGAAGGAACUCGGCGGGAUUACAAGGUGGUGGAAGGACAUAAAUGUUGCGAGGAAGUUCCCAUUCGCUAGAGACAGGAUUGCGGAGUUGUUCUUCCGGAUGGCGGGAGCAUAUUUCCAACCGGAGUUUGCCGUGGCUAGAGAUAUACUAACUAGAUCGACCGCCCUAAUUUCCAUUCUCGAUGAUAUAUACGACGUCUAUGGUACAAUGGAAGAGCUUGUACCCUUCACCGAAGCAAUUGAGAGGUGGGAUGUUGCUGCCAUGGAUGGACUACCGGAGUACAUGCAAGCGCAUUAUAAGGAGCUUCUCGAUCUCUACGAUGAAAUCGGGAAUGAACUGGCCAUGAGGGGAAGAUCGUAUCGCCUCGCCUACGCAAAAGAAGCUAUGAAGAAGCAAGCGAGAGGUUACUUCCACGAAGCCAAAUGGUUCCAUACUGGCUACACGCCGACGCUAGAGGAAUACAUGCCCCUUGCAUUGUUAACGACAGGCUACGAAGUGAUAUCGAUCACAGCACUUGUAGGAAUGGGCGAUGUGGUCACAAGAGAUGCUUUUGAAUGGCUCCUCGGUGACUGCAAGAUCUUGAAGGCUUCCCAAAUCAUAUGUAGGCUCAUGGAUGACAUUGCUUCUCACCAGUUUGAGCAAAAGAGGGGGCACGUAGCAUCUUCGGUGGAGUUGCUCAUGAAAGAAAAUGGUGUCUCGGAGCAAGAAGCCGAGGAGGAACUCCAGAAACGAGUAGAUGAUGCCCGGAAGGACAUCAAUGAAGAGUUUCUUCGCCCGACCGCAGCCCCAACACCAGUUCUCACGCUAAUUCUCAACCUCUCGCGGGUGAUCGAUGUGUUAUACACCAACGGAGAUCAUUACACCCAUUCUAAGACCAAGCUCAAAGAUCAUAUCAUGUCGCUCUUUGUUAGCCCUUUACCGAUUUGAAGUUUGAAUGAAACGGGGUCACACCGGGUCACACCAAUUUGGUAUUGACAAUAAAGGGUCUAUCAAUCGUGCCUUUGAUCUCUCUAUUUUCCUUGGAUGAAUGAGGGAAAGUAUCAUUACUAGUAAUGUACUUUUAAAAUUGAUUUGUGUGAUAAAACUCAUAAUUUCUUUUUUA
Molecule: messenger RNA, 1900 nt
Organism: Rhodamnia argentea
Lineage: Eukaryota; Viridiplantae; Streptophyta; Magnoliopsida; Myrtales; Myrtaceae
Product: (-)-germacrene D synthase-like
Exons: 7
Coding region: 16-1725 (569 amino acids)
Biological process (GO): diterpenoid biosynthetic process
Molecular function (GO): magnesium ion binding; terpene synthase activity
Source: RefSeq, a predicted model, not a curated record